UAUUUGAACAGUCUCUCAACUAGUUACGUAAGUAAUACAGAGAGACACAAGAGUCUGUCUUCUUUGCAAAGUAGUAGUACGGGCAUUAAAGUGAUCUUAUUACACACUAAAGUCCACGAAUCAUUGUCUUAACUGUAUUUUCAGACCUCCCAAUUUAAUGCCCUUCUCUAUCUUUAUAUAUCAUGCAUCCAACUUUUUAUUAAAUCUCCUAAACCAAACCCACUAAAUAACUACACUACCAAAAAUGUUCACUAAAUCUAUCCUUUUGGCUUCUCUUCUUAUCAUCAUCUUCAUCUCUGCUACUGAAUCAGCUCGUCAAAAGAGCGGGAACGAUGGUUUAGGAUUCGGUGGAAUACCCGGAUCCGGAUAUAUACCCGGGUUUGGAAACGGGUUUCCGGGGACUGGAGUUGGUGGAGGAUACGGCGGAGGGUUUGGUGGUCCUAGCGGUGGAUUUGGGAAAGGAGGUGUGGUUAGACCAACUGUGACUUGCAGAGAGAAAGGACCUUGUUACGGCAAGAAGCUUAGGUGUCCUGCUAAGUGUUUCAAAUCUUUCAGCCGUUCCGGGAAAGGAUACGGCGGUGGUGGUGGCGGUGGAGGAUGUACUAUGGAUUGUAAGAAGAAGUGUAUCGCUUACUGUUAAGAUAUAAUAAAAGAUCACAUCUUUAUAAUAUAUAGUCAUUAUGAUGAUAUGAUUAUAUAUUUGCUAUGUUAUAGCUAUAGAUUAUGAUCAUGAGGAUCCUUUUGUCUCGAUUUGAUUUGUAGUGGUUUUUAUAUGCAUAAUAUAUGGUUGUGAUGAAUAAAUGAGGAAACUUUACUGUUUUCUUUAUUUGUGUGUUUGUUGUGUAAGAGAUUCUAAGUUAUUUUUGAUUUGAUCUUUUAUUAUGAUA
Molecule: messenger RNA, 887 nt
Organism: Arabidopsis lyrata subsp. lyrata
Lineage: Eukaryota; Viridiplantae; Streptophyta; Magnoliopsida; Brassicales; Brassicaceae
Product: neuropeptide-like protein 31
Exons: 1
Coding region: 245-640 (131 amino acids)
Source: RefSeq, a predicted model, not a curated record